Molecule: messenger RNA, 2486 nt
Organism: Pseudogymnoascus verrucosus
Lineage: Eukaryota; Fungi; Ascomycota; Leotiomycetes; Thelebolales; Thelebolaceae
Gene: CEF1
Product: Pre-mRNA-splicing factor cef1
Exons: 3
Coding region: 59-2407 (782 amino acids)
Biological process (GO): mRNA splicing, via spliceosome
Cellular component (GO): Prp19 complex; spliceosomal complex
Source: RefSeq, a predicted model, not a curated record
CAACCACUCGACCCCUUCCACAACUCCAUCCGCCUAUAAUUCGACCGCCACCGCCACGAUGCCUGUCGUCAAGGGAGGAGUCUGGACGAACAUAGAAGAUGAGAUCUUGAAAGCGUCGGUCUCGAAGUACGGAUUGCAGCAAUGGGCGCGAGUCUCGUCGCUGCUGGCCAGGAAGACACCGAAGCAAUGUAAAGCGCGAUGGAGCGAAUGGCUGGAUCCCGGCAUCCGGAAAGUCGAAUGGAGCAAGGAGGAAGACGAGAAGCUCUUACAUCUAGCGAAGCUUAUGCCGACACAAUGGCGCACGCUCGCCCCUCUCGUCGGCAGAACCGCGAACCAAUGUUUGGAACGAUACCAGAAACUACUCGACGAAGCAGAACAGAGAGAGGCUGGAGAUUUGGGACUCACUGGGGUUGGUGGUGAAGCGCAAGCGCCAUCAGCAGACGAUGUACGAAAGUUACGACCGGGCGAGGUGGACCCCGACCCAGAAUCGAAACCUGCCAGGCCUGACACGAUAGAUCUCGAUGAGGACGAAAAGGAGAUGCUGAGCGAGGCGCGUGCUCGUUUGGCGAAUACACAGGGAAAGAAGGCCAAGAGGAAGGCUCGAGAGCGCCAACUAGAGGAGUCUCGGAGACUAGCUGUGCUUCAAAAGCGUCGCGAACUCAAGAAUGCCGGAAUCAACGUCAAGGUUGUUAGCCGAAAGAAGGGGCAGAUGGACUACAACGCCGACAUCCCAUUCGAAAAGAAGGCUGCCCCUGGAUUCUACGACACCGGAGAAGAGGCAGCCAUCAACGAAAAGCAAAGGGAAUCAUUCGAUCCUCGAAAACAACAACUUGCGAACAAGCGAAAAGGGGACGCGGAUGAGGACCCGGAUCGUAAGCGAAAGAAGACCGAAAAAGAUGCGCCAUCCGCAUCAUACCAAGCCGCCAUUAAGGCUGGACAGAUGCAGAAAAUACGAGAGGCCGAGCAGAGCAGCAAGAGACGUGCUCUCGUUCUACCCUCGCCACAGGUUGGGGAGGGUGAGCUGGAGGAGAUUGUGAAGAUGGGCAUGAUUGGAGAACGGGCAAACCAGAUGGCGCGUGCCAGCGAGAACGACGCAACGAGAGGUCUUGUGGGAUCAUACAGUACGAUUAACACAGGGGCGCCGAUUCGGACACCUCGAGCCCCACCCCAGGAAGAUCGUAUCGCGAACGAGAUCAAGAAUAUUCGAGCCUUGACCGAAACUAAAUCGUCGCUGCUCGGUGGCGAGAAUACGCCAUUAUACGAAGGCGCUGGCAGCACUGGCUUUGAAAGCGUGGCUCCCCGCAAAAGUCAAAUAGAAACGCCUAAUCCUAUGGCCACACCAUUUCGCGGGGGCGCUGGUAUUGGGGAAACCCCCAUGCGCACGCCAGGUGUUGGGCAAACGCCGAUGCGAGACAACUUCGCCAUCAACACCGAGGGCGACAUGGACCUCGUCAGCGCCACGCCGCGGGAUAUGAAACUCCGGGAGAUGGCACUGAAGCAUCAACUUAAGCAAGGCCUAGCCUCUCUACCAAAGCCGAAAGACACGGAGUGGGAGCUCGAGCUCCCCGAGGAGCAACAAGAGGCCGCUCGCGUGGAGGUAUCAGAGGAAGAUGCGGAAAUUAGAGACAGGAGGAACAAGCAGAUUAGAGAAGCACAGGAGCUCCUCGAGCGUAAGCGCCAGACGCAAGUUCUCCAGAGAGGCCUCCCGCGUCCUGCCCUGGUAGACCUAGAUGCGAUUCUGAAGGAAGUGUCGGCGAUUUCCGACCCCAUCCAAGCAAGCAUUGCAAAGGAGAUGUCACUCCUCAUCGGAAAUGAUGCCGCGAAGCACCCCGCUCCGGGCUUGAGACUCAAGGGCCAACCGAAGAAGCUUGAUUUGUUCGAGGACGAUGCACUCGCACAGGCAAGGCUUGCCAUUGCUGUUGAGUCUUCUCGCGACGGCUCCGUCGUGGGCGCCGAGAUAUUCGACAAGACGUGGAAUGAGCUACACCGCUCAGUACUGGCGCCUGCACUUGUCGAUUACGAAGAUGAGGAGCCCACUGAGCGGGAGCUGCUGAUGCAAGCAUUCGACGCCGUCCAGAGCGAAAUCACCACCACUGCUGAGCGUGGUAACAAGCUCGAGAAGAAGCUUGCGCUGCACUUGGGAGGAUACCAGAAGCGACAGAAGAUGUUGCGGCAAAAGAUAUCUGAGGCGACAGAGGCACUAUGCACCGCGACGAACUCGUUAGAUGCAUUCCGCACCUUGCAAAUUGGAGAGGAAGCCGCGAUUUCGUCGCGUCUGGAGGGGCUGCGGGCCGAGGUUGGGUUUAUUACCACGAGGGAGAGGGAAGCACAGGAACUGUAUCGGGAGAGGAAAGAGGAACUGGACCGGAUUGUAGCGGCCAGUGGAGGGACGAAUGGGUAUCAUUAGGUGUAAGGGAUAUUUGUACUGUACUAUAGGUAGCGACGGCUGGGACGGACAGAAUCUCGGGAAAAUCAUAAUUGUAGAC